Molecule: messenger RNA, 342 nt
Organism: Penicillium subrubescens
Lineage: Eukaryota; Fungi; Ascomycota; Eurotiomycetes; Eurotiales; Aspergillaceae
Product: YciI family protein
Exons: 4
Coding region: 1-342 (113 amino acids)
Source: RefSeq, a predicted model, not a curated record
AUGGCAACGACAACAGGCAAGAAAAGGGAGUUUCUCUGUAUCCUACCUGAUCGACCCAAUGUUCUGGCUUUGAGAAAACAAGUUAAAGGUGGGCACUACGAAGGAAUUCAACCCUUGAUUGCCCAGGGAAAGCUCGUGGACGGAGGUACAAUUUUCGAGCAACAUCCCGAGGAAGGCAAAGAUGCUCAGUUUCUGGGAAGCGUCGUUGUAUACGCGGCUGAAAACGCCGAAGAGGUGCGAAACAUCAUCAAUAAGGAUAUCUAUGCCACGAGCGGGUUGUGGGACCUUGAAAAAGUUCAGAUUUUUCCAUACGUGCCUGCGGUUCGGCAACCUCUGCCUUAA